This is a messenger RNA of Rhodamnia argentea, 840 nucleotides long. Its product is annotated as forkhead box protein G1-like. The coding region runs from base 27 to 704 and encodes 225 amino acids. The transcript has 3 exons. The record is from RefSeq and is a predicted model, not a curated record. NCBI's taxonomy places the organism in Eukaryota, Viridiplantae, Streptophyta, Magnoliopsida, Myrtales, Myrtaceae.
CCGCGUCAGCGUUCGCCGUCUGAAGGAUGCGCUCCAACUUCUUCUCUUCACUCGAGCGAGUCGAAAAGCGACUCAAACUCGACCGCCCCCGCCGCCGCCAAACGCCGCAAACCACUGCUUCGUCACCACUCGACCAUUCUCCGGCAUCCCCUCUCCACCUUCUCUCCUCCCUACCCUACCACCACCACCACCACCACCACCAAGCCCUCGAUCCUCCCCCUCCUCCUCCUCCUCCUCUUCAAGAUAGCAGCGAAGCACCAGAGGCGUUCCUCUCUUGCUCUCCCCAGUUCCAUUCUCCGCCCGAAUCUCCUCCGCCGCCGGCGACGGAGAUCGACGCCGAUUCGGCCGACGACAUCGACCGCUUGAUGCGGAUGCUCGGUCUGGGGAACCGCGAGCCGAAGUCUCGUGGAGGAGGAGGAGCGGGCUGCGGAGACGCCGGGGCUUGCGAGUGCGAGGGAGGGUUCUACGAGCGAAUCGCCGGCGUGAAGGGGCCGAAGUGCCCGAAGGAGGCAGAGAGACUGGAUCGGUGGAUUGAGUGCUUUUUGAACGGCCGCGGCGGUGGUGAUGGGGAUGAGAGGGUGGAGCCGUUGAGGUUGGUGCAUCUGCUUCUGGGUAAAGCCGCGUCUGUCUGCGAGGGCGGUGGAUGCGGUUCUGAAAUUGUGAUGAAGGAAGCUAGGGACAAGCAGCUGGAUUCUCUAAUGUGAUUAGGAUAUCCAAUGCAACCAGGACCUCAUCAAUGUCUGGUCGGUUUGCCGGAUCUGGAGAAGUGCACUGAUGAGCCAGUUGGAAGAGCUUUUCUAUGGUUUCCUGCUGCUCCUUGGAAACAUUCGCAGCUAGAAG